Eupeodes corollae is the source of this 4088-nucleotide messenger RNA. Its product is annotated as centrosomal protein of 162 kDa. Gene Ontology annotation, biological process: cilium assembly. Gene Ontology annotation, cellular component: centriole; axonemal microtubule; centrosome. The coding region runs from base 235 to 2967 and encodes 910 amino acids. NCBI's taxonomy places the organism in Eukaryota, Metazoa, Arthropoda, Insecta, Diptera, Syrphidae. The record is from RefSeq and is a predicted model, not a curated record. The transcript is spliced from 7 exons.
UCACACCCCAACGCAGAAGUGUUGUUACAUUUUCGUCCAAUAGUUUUUCGCGAUGCUUUCUUAAUUUUUUUGUUUUUCAAUUCUAUUUAUGAUUUCAAAUCAUUAAUAUAGAACAAUCUAUAUUAAUCAACUAAUAAACUGUUUGUAUUCACAUAAACUUUGUUUACGGUAAAACAACUAACGAAGUCGUGUGAAAAAUCCUUCUUUCGUAAUUGUGUCGCUCAAAAAAAAAAUAUGUCUACAAAAACCUCAUCUUCAUCCACGGUAGUUAGUGCAGCGAACCAAAACUCAAAAAACAUCUAUCCCGCUGGCGUCACCUCUUCGAAGGUCGGCAACCUGGAGUUUGACGAUUUCACGAGUAGCUCCAUUCUGGAGUUUCUCAACAAAGAACAAGAGUGUUUCUAUGGUUCCAGCCGGGACACCAGCGAAAUAAACGAUGAAAUCAUAUUCGAGGAAGUCAAUCGAUUGGCUGACAAUACAGACACUCGUAGUGUUGAUGAGAUACUUCGCGAAGCCGAACUUCUGAUAAAUAAUCAACUUGCGGCAAGUGUCUCAUCGGUCGCAGUAAACGGUACAAAUGGUGGUUUCGAAAUACACAAGAAAUCUAACUUCAAUAAUAUUGGUGACGGAUAUCCGGAAAAUAUUUGUCCACCGGUUGUUGUAAAGGAGAAAGAUUCGCCAACAAAAAUUGUUAAUAAUUUCGAUAAAGUAGUUGAUAAUGUGCAUUUGGAUUCGGUAAUAUCUGAUGAAUCAACACCAAAGGAUAUGAGGAAUUUUACAGCAAAUAAUGCAGAUACAGAUGACAUCGAUGAGGAUAUUACUGAUACGAUUGAGGAAAUCACCGAAGGCAUCGAAACCAUUGAAUUGUUUAUCAAUGAAGAUCCAACAUGUGGAAUAAACUACAACACAAAUUUUUCAAACGAUCUUGAAAAUGGUCACAAUACAAACUUUGUUCCAUCACAAACACAUCAAUUGACUACAAAAACCUCAAGACAAAAUUCACAAGACCAUGUUUCUCCAUCCUCAUCGCACAAGCCAAAUACUCCAUCAUCACCCACUGUCGAUACUGUUGACAGUGGAGCCAGUUCAAAUUCCGAGUUCUACGACGACGAUGAUGGAGGAGUGGCUCUUCUUCCACAUCCCCAUGUCCCCAGAUCAAAUCAAAAUUACUCUCAGACUGAUUUCCCUUAUGACCAACGACGACGCAUUGCUGAUCAACAGCGUGCUACAUCAAAUUCAUUCGAAAAAAAAACUUACGCUGAUAAAGCUACUAACUCAUCACCUAAACACCUGGUUUCAAAAGUAACCUCACCCAUAGAGUCUUUAUCCAUAACACGAGAACAUGUUCUGAAACAUGAAAUUGAGCAGCUGCAAGAAAAACUCAAGGAUACCGAAGAACGCCUACAGAGUCUUCGCAUUCAGCACGAUUCGCUGUCACAGCUGCAUCGCGAUUUAAGAGAGAACAACACGCAUUUACAAGAGGAAUCAGAAGUUUUAAAACUUGAUGUACAACAUUUAAAUGAGUGUGCAAAUGUGUUGCGAUCGGAACUCCAAGCUGCUCGUAGUGACCGAAAUGAAGCUCUAGAACUGCAACGAGUCCUACAAACCGAAUUGGAAGACAGUCGAUGUGAACGUAAAAAAGCACAAGACCAAAAGGAGAAGGAUACAAAGACCAUAUUGGACUUACAAAGGCAGUGCAGGGAAAUGGAACGAAUUCUUAUGAGGAAGCAUCCGGAUUCAGUUUCAGCUUUGAUUGUGGCUUCGAAAAAUCCAAAUAAAUCAUCUGCGAAUGACGACAGCCACAGUCGUAGGCUACUUGAACAGCGUAUAGCCCAAUUGGAAGCUGAUGCCAAAGAACAAGAUAUUAAAGCACAAAAAAUAUUGGCAAAUGUUCAAGCGCGAUUUAAUUCCGUACAAUCGAAAUAUGAAACUCACAUUGCCGAUUUAGAAACUCAAGUGUUGAGCUUGCAGGAAAUCAAUACAAAGUUGAAUGAGAAAAUUGAAUCGCAGGUCAGGACACUCGAUUACUUUGUCUCCAAAAAGUCUGAACGAUAUCAUAAUGGCUGUACUCAAACUGAAGAGAUUCCGGAACGACAACGCAGAACAGUAACAUCAUAUACGCAAACCGAUUGUAUAACAAGUUACCCGUCAUCGUCGUUAACAGCAGCUAAAACAGCAACCACAACAGCAACAACACUGGUAUCCACAGCGACAAAUACUUCUAGUGCUAAUACCAGCGCCAAUUCCACUCCUUCAAACAGUAGACCAAGUUCAAAACAGUCAGGAUUAAAGAAACCAACUGCGACCAGUAAACUACCAUUUUCACAAUCCGAUUCUACUAUCUCGUCAGUCUACCAUGCUGCCGCCAAAGAGGAUGCUCAUCUACUGGCAACCAUUCGUGGCAUGAGGGUUGACCUGGCAAUUAAGGAUAAAGCCAUGCAAAGGCUUACUAGGGAAUUAGAUGAAUGCAAGAGAACUAUUCGAAAGUUGCAAAAAGAAAAAGAGGCUUUAAAAUCCGAAAAGCAACAACACAAUGCUUCUAGCAGUUCAUCCUCUCGUAAAUUCCACCAUGAUUCAAGUCAAUUUAAUUCAGACCAAUCUAGUGAUAGUCAAGCUCUCAAAGAAGCUCUCAAUAAAAUCAAACUUUUGGAAUUUGAUUACAAAGCACUGCACGACAAACGCCUGCAAGAUUUAAAGACACUCCAAACUGCCCAUGAACGUGAACUUAGCUCCUGCCAUGAAACAGUUCGCAUACUCCAGCAACGUCUAACCGAACGUGAUGAAGCCUAUGCCAUGCAAAAGCGUCGAAAAGUACCAGUUGAUUAUUACGCUCUCAAGGCUAAGGUUUCAUCUCUAGAACGCCGACACUCGGAGCGUGAAGAGCGUUUGCACAUGUUAGUCGAAGCUUUAAGCAAAGGACGUUUAAAUGGUGCCCUUGAGGACUUAAUAAGUGAUAAUAAUAAUUAAACAAUAAUUUAUUUAUUUAUUUUUUUUCAAAAUUUUAUAUAUUGUAGUUAUAAUAAUUUAUUCAAAAUACCAACAAAAUAACAAACAUUAAAUUAAAACAUUAUUUGAGAAAAUAAAUUUUCUAUAAAAUUAAAAAUUAAAUUUUAACGUAAACAUUACCUGCAACAAGGUUAGCAGAAAGUAAUGAUUUUAUGGCGCGUGGUUGUCAACUAUUUAAAAAUUGUUAAUUAAACCUAAUAAACAAAAAAAAAUAUAUUUAAUAUCAAUGGAAAUUGUGUCCGUCCAAUUUUGGGCAAAUACAAACACAUUUAAAAUUUAAAAACAAAAUAAAAUAAUGUGUAAUCUCAAAACAAAAAAAAUACAAGUAUGUCGAUAAUAAAAUGAAGAACAAAACGUUUCCUUCCAAAUUAAAAUAAAAAAAAUUAAUGAAAAAAACAAAUAUUCAAAAAUUAAAAAAAAAAACUAUUAAUACAGGUAAAAAAACGCAGCCAAAUAAAAAACGUGUUUUGUAGCUCAAAUUUAAAUUUAUAUUAUAGCUUGAGGAGAAGCAGAGUUUAUUUAAAAAAGUAUUUAAGUAUUAUGUAUUGUAAUGUUCUUGUUUGCUUCUCCUCGUAGAGCAUUUGAGUGUGUGUCUAGAGCGUCGUAGAAAUAAGACUUAGUUUUUGUAGUCAGCUUCGGAAAAGCCCUUAAAAUUAAUUCCAAAAUCAAAAAUAACAUUAAAAAAACAACAACAACAGCAAAUAAAUUCAAAUAUCAAUAGAACUUAGAAUUAUCUGCAUUGGAAAAUGUUUAAGGGAGUCUAGUUUUUGUUUGUUUUGUCAAAAAUUAUGUAAUGCUGCCUUAUCUGCACAAAAAAUUUUACAUCUGAUGCAGACAAAACUCAAGAGAAUUGAAAUAAUUUAAAUUGAAAAAAGACCUUUCCGAGCAGGGCUUAUUAUACAAUAUUAUUAUUAUAGUGUAUUUAUUCGUCCACAGGGUGUACAAACAAAGGCGCGUGGGAUUUUAAAAUGUUUAAUCAAUUUGCAAUCUUUUUCGUACAGCUUUCUAAAUUAACCAAAAACGCUGCAUAAUGUUAAAGAAGUAUACUUUAUAGUACAAUGUGAAGAUGCACAAAUAUUUGU